Messenger RNA from Sphaeramia orbicularis (orbiculate cardinalfish), 2963 nucleotides. RefSeq names its product excision repair cross-complementation group 2 (gene ercc2). The record is from RefSeq and is a predicted model, not a curated record. Gene Ontology annotation, molecular function: damaged DNA binding; DNA helicase activity; ATP binding. Bases 137 to 2419 code for a protein of 760 amino acids. Lineage: Eukaryota; Metazoa; Chordata; Actinopteri; Kurtiformes; Apogonidae. Gene Ontology annotation, cellular component: nucleus. Gene Ontology annotation, biological process: nucleotide-excision repair; transcription by RNA polymerase II; positive regulation of mitotic recombination. The transcript is spliced from 23 exons.
ACACUUCUUCUUCUUGUCUUUUACCACCGUAGUGUGUGUUUGGCGUUUGUAGCUCACAACAAAGUUCUCAAUGACUGUUUUACUUUAACAGAAGUCACGGAUAAAGAAACGGAGAGACUGCUCCCUCUGAACCAAAAUGAAGCUGAACAUUGAAGGCCUCCUGGUGUAUUUCCCGUAUGACUACAUCUAUCCGGAGCAGUACUCCUACAUGCUGGAGCUGAAGAGGACCCUGGAUGCGAAGGGUCAUGGCGUCCUGGAGAUGCCUUCAGGAACAGGGAAAACCAUCUCCCUGUUGUCUCUCAUUGUCGCCUACCAAAGGGCCUUUCCAUUAGAAGUGACCAAACUGAUCUACUGCUCCAGAACAGUUCCUGAGAUUGAAAAGGUGGUGGAGGAACUCAGGAAGCUGAUGGAGUUUUAUUCCAAAGAAACAGGAGAGACCAACAACUUCCUGGCUCUGGCGUUGUCGUCCAGGAAAAACCUGUGCAUCCAUCCAGAGGUGAGCUCUCUGCGCUUCGGGAAGGAGGUUGAUGGGAAAUGCCACAGUCUGACGGCGUCGUACAUUCGCGCUCAACGCCACAGUAACCCCAACCAGCCGGUGUGUCGGUUCUAUGAGGAGUUUGACGCCGUCGGUCGACAGGUUCCUCUUCCUGCUGGAAUCUACAACCUGGACGACCUGAAGGACUUCGGCCGGAGGAAAGGCUGGUGUCCGUAUUAUCUGGCCCGUUACGCAAUCCUUCACGCCAACAUUGUGGUCUACAGUUACCACUACCUGCUGGACCCUAAGAUCGCGGACCUGGUGUCCAAAGAACUGGCCAAGAAGUCAGUGGUGGUGUUUGACGAGGCUCAUAACAUCGACAACGUUUGCAUCGACUCCAUGAGUGUGAACAUCACCAGGAGAACUCUGGACCGCUGUCAGAACAACGUGGACACGCUGCAGAACACCAUACAGAAAAUAAAGGAAACAGAUGCCGCUAAACUGAGGGAGGAGUAUCGACGGCUGGUGGACGGGCUGAAGGAAGCCAGCGUUGCCAGGGAAACGGACAUCUACCUGUCCAAUCCAGUCCUGCCUGAUGAAAUCCUGCAAGAGGCCGUCCCUGGGACCAUUCGCACCGCUGAGCACUUUGUUGGAUUUUUGCGCCGUUUCCUGGAGUAUCUGAAGUCCCGUCUGAGGGUCCAGCAUGUGGUCCAGGAGAGCACCCCACAGUUCCUCAAAGACAUCUUCGACAAAGUCUGCAUUGACAGGAAGCCUCUCAGGUUUUGUGCGGAGCGUCUGCAGUCGUUGCUUCGAACCCUGGAGAUCGCAGACAUCGCAGACUUCUCAGCUGUUACACUCAUCUCUAACUUCGCUACUCUGGUCAGCACCUACAGUCAAGGUUUCACCAUCAUCAUUGAACCAUUUGAGGAUCGAACACCAACCAUCGCCAACCCUGUUCUGCACUUCAGCUGUAUGGACCCGUCCAUCGCCAUCAAACCUGUUUUCCAGAGGUUUCAGUCGGUCGUCAUCACCUCGGGGACUCUGUCUCCUCUGGACAUCUACCCCCGAAUCCUCGACUUCCGCCCCGUUACCAUGGCGUCCUUCACCAUGACGCUGGCUCGGACCUGCCUCUGCCCCCUGAUCGUCGGCAGAGGAAACGACCAGGUGGCUCUGAGCUCCAAGUUUGAGACCAGAGAAGACUUCGCUGUCAUUCGUAACUAUGGCAACCUGCUCCUGGAGAUGUCCGCCGUUGUUCCUGACGGCAUCGUAGCAUUUUUUACCAGUUACGUUUACAUGGAGAAUAUCGUAGCCUCCUGGUACGAACAGGGGAUCCUGGAAAACAUCCAGAGGAACAAACUGAUCUUCAUUGAGACUCAGGACGCUGCAGAGACCAGCAUGGCCCUGGAGAAGUACCAGGAGGCUUGUGAGAACGGCCGAGGUGCCAUCCUGCUGUCUGUGGCCAGAGGGAAGGUGUCUGAAGGAAUUGACUUUGUUCACCACUUCGGCCGGGCCGUGAUCAUGUUUGGAGUCCCGUACGUUUACACCCAGAGUCGGAUCCUGAAGGCUCGUCUCGAGUACCUCCGGGAUCAGUUCCAGAUCCGAGAGAACGACUUCCUGACCUUCGACGCCAUGAGACACGCGGCCCAGUGCGUCGGCCGAGCCAUCAGAGGGAAGACGGACUACGGACUCAUGAUAUUUGCAGACAAGCGUUACGCUAGAGCUGACAAACGUGGGAAACUUCCCCGUUGGAUCCAGGAACACAUCACCGACGGCAGCCUCAACCUGACGGUGGACGAGACCGUCCAACUGUCCAAACACUUCCUGAGGCAGAUGGCCCAGCCCUUCAGACAGGAGGACCAGCUGGGUCUGUCUCUGCUGACCCUGGAGCAGCUGCAGUCGGAGGAGAUGCUGAAGAAGAUCACCCAGAUCGCACAUCAGACCUGAAGGUGACGCACAUUGCAUCAUAUCGUAACCAUGACGAUGCCAGCCGCCGUUACCGGGCCUGCUGAGGGUCCCAGGUCAGAUGAGGAUUAGAGCUGACCUGGACCGUUACACAGACGGUCAACGGCGUCUUCACUCCGACCUCGUUUGGUUUGGACCGGGUCAGUCUGGGUCAAACUGAACCGUGGUUCCUUUGAUUAUCGAUAAAUGUAAAAACGCUUCACGGACAGUUUCAGGAAACGUUACACAGGACUGCAGAGGAGGGUUAAAGUCAUAGUAGUUCAGGGACCACGUACACACCAGUAUGAUCUAAACUGGGUCGGACCAGGAAAAUAACAUAACAUAAAUAAUGACGACUACAAAGUUGUCUCUGUUUUAGAGUUUAAAAAAAGUAAAAUAUUAUGAAACUGUUUACUAUUCCAAAACGUCCUUUUAAAAUAAAUGUGAAUAACAUGAAUCUGAAAUUUCUUAAGAAAAAUAAGUGCAAUUUUAACAAUAUUCUGCUCAGUUUAUUUAUUAUUUACACAUGUACAUUAUAAUUUACAGA